This is a messenger RNA of Notolabrus celidotus (New Zealand spotty), 2994 nucleotides long. It is a transcript of the gene tkta, whose product is annotated as transketolase a. Bases 227 to 2113 code for a protein of 628 amino acids. The transcript is spliced from 14 exons. Lineage: Eukaryota; Metazoa; Chordata; Actinopteri; Labriformes; Labridae. Gene Ontology annotation, molecular function: thiamine pyrophosphate binding; transketolase activity. Gene Ontology annotation, cellular component: endoplasmic reticulum membrane; extracellular exosome. The record is from RefSeq and is a predicted model, not a curated record. Gene Ontology annotation, biological process: ribose phosphate biosynthetic process; pentose-phosphate shunt, non-oxidative branch.
UGCAUCUAUGUGUCUGCAUGCCUGACAGGAUAAAUCCAGCUUCCCCCCUAAUACUCUCUCUCUUUCUCUGUGGCUCCAUCACUCACACACACACACCCACACACACACAGGUGCUGCUCUUUGGCAAGCCUAACUCUUACACACACACGUUCAAAACACACAAACUCAACAGAGGGUAUUAGUUGGUCCACUUUUGUGGUGCUGAGGAACUUGAUAUUUUGCCUUCAUGGAGGAUUACCACAAACCGGACCAGCAGACAGUGCAGGCGCUGAGGAACAUCGCCAACCGCCUCCGAAUCCACUGCAUAAAGGCAACAACUGCAGCAGGCAGCGGACACCCAACAUCAUGCUGCAGUGUGGCAGAGAUCAUGUCUGUGCUGUUCUUCCACACCAUGAGGUACCGUUACGACGACCCGCGGAACUUCAACAACGACCGCUUCGUCCUAUCCAAGGGCCAUGCUGCUCCGGCCUUGUACUCCAUGUGGGUUGAGGCAGGCUUUCUGAAGGAGAGCGACAUGCUCAGUUUGUGCCACGUGGACUCCUCCGUGGAUGUUCACUCAACCCAUAAGCACCAGUUCAUGGAUUUAGCCACUGGCUCCUUGGGGCAGGGUCUUGGUGUGGCCUGUGGAAUGGCUUACACUGGGAAAUACUUUGAUAAGUCCAGUUACCGUGUGUACUGCCUGCUGGGGGAUGGGGAGAUGUCGGAGGGUGCUGUCUGGGAGGCCAUGAUGUUCGCCUCCUACUAUCAGCUCGACAACCUGGUGGCCAUCAUGGACAUCAACCGUCUUGGCCAAAGUGACUCUGCACCCCUGCAGCACCAUGUGGAGAAGUAUCAGAAGCGCUGUGAAGCUUUCGGUUGGCAUGCCAUCAUUGUGGAUGGACACAGUGUGGAGGAGCUUUGUAAGGCUCUUAGUCAGGCCCGUCAUCAACCCACUGCCAUCAUUGCGAAGACCAUCAAGGGAAAAGGCAUCCCCGCUGCUGAGGAUAAGCUUGGGUGGCAUGCCAAACCUCUGCCCAAAGACAUGGCCGACAUGGUAAUGAAGGACCUGCAGAGCCGCGUCCUGAACAGCAACAAGCACCUGUACCCUCCUGCUCCCAUGGAGGACUCCCCACCCGUCAGCCUGAGGAACAUCAGGAUGCCAAGCGCACCCAGCUACAAGGCUGGAGAAAAGACCUCCACAAGGAAGGCAUAUGGGGUGGCGUUGGCAAAGUUAGGCCGCUACAACGACCGAGUCGUGGCUCUUGAUGGAGACACCAACAACCUCACCUACUCAGACAUCUUCAAGAAUGAGCAUCCCAACCGCUUUGUGGAGUGCUACAUCGCUCAGCAGAACAUGGUCAGUGUCGCCAUGGGCUGUGCUGCCCGUGAGAGGAACGUUGUGUUUGCCAGCACUCUUGCUUCCUUUUUCACCCGAGCCUACGACCAGCUCCGCAUGGCAGCCAUCUCUGAGAGUAACAUUAACGUGUGUGGCUCCCACUGCGGCCUGUCCACUGGAGAGGAAGGCCCCUCUCUGAUGGGUUUAGAGGAUGUGGCGAUGUUCAGGGCUCUUCCCACAGCCACCAUCUUCUACCCCUGUGAUGGUGUGUCUACUGAGAAAGCUGUGGAACUGGCUGCAUCCACGAAGGGUGUUUGCUACAUCCGAACCAGCCGCCAAGACAGCGCCAUCAUCUACAACAGCAAUGAGGAUUUCCAUGUUGGACAGGCUAAGGUGGUUUACCAAAGCAAAGAGGACCAGGUGACUGUGGUUGCAGCUGGAGUGACUCUGCAUGAGGCCUUGGCUGCAGCUGAUUACCUAAAGAAAGAGCGGAUCCCUGUUAGGGUCAUUGAUGCCUUCACCAUCAAACCUCUGGAUGUGAAAACCAUCAUGGACCACACACGUGCCACCAGGGGACGCAUCCUCACCGUGGAGGACCACUACUAUGAAGGUGGUCUGGGGGAGGCAGUUUCCUCAGCUAUGGUCAAUGAGUCCGGCUUCAAUCUGCAACGUCUGGCCGUAUCCCACGUCCCCCGCUGUGGCAAACCCAAUGAGCUGCUCAAAAUCUACGGCAUAGACCGUGACGCCAUCGCGCAGGCCGUCCGCAAGAUGCUCAGCAGCUCCACCAACGCCAAGUAACCUCUCUCCCCCUGCCCCACCCACCUGACCUGUCAGAUCACACCCCUGCAGCUGCAGAUUACAGUCGAGUAUGUUUUUGAUUCACACGACACCCAGCUCUUUUUAAAAAAUAAACUCCUUCACUGUGAAUGCCCCUGUGUGUACUGAAGUAAUGUGAUUUUGUGCUGUACACUUUGAAGUAGAUUUCCACUUUUGACCCUUUUUUCAUGCAUCCAUCACUUCACACAAAAGGACAGACAUACGCACAUAUCCUCAUCAUCCAGUGAUCAAAAUGUGGCAGUUAAAACUAUACUAUGUGAUGCUCUAAUGUGUGUUUUUUAAAAGCUCUUUGAUUCAUUAAACUGGGAACGUUUUUAUAUUGUUCUGAUGUAGCCCUUGAUAAACUGGGUGGGGCUUAGCUUUAAAGUAAGUGUUUAUCAUGACCACAGUGUCAGAAAGAAACCAUCUGAGUUGUUUUUUGUAGAAGGUAGUGGAAAGAAAAAAAUCAAACAAAUGUAGGUAGGUCAUAAAGAGCAGUCACUUAAGAUCACAUCUUCAGACUAUGUAAACUGUUGUUCCCUCAAUAGUUGUAGCAUUUCUCUUCAGCACUGUAUGUUUCUGAUUUUACAGUUACCAUCAACCCACACACCUCUAUGUUCAUUUGUGCUACCUGUACAACUGGACGGUACCAGCAGUGUGAUGAAAAUGGCAUUAUCGAUAUUAAACAUAAAGUCAGCUUAAGGUGGAGGCCUUUGAGUGCUGGAGAGUGGAGAGAAUGACUGUCUAUGAGUGUAAAGGUAGAGUUACAUCUGACUUGUGAACCCAAGAACAAACACUUUCUUUGUUACUUGAAAUUUUGUAUGUACCUUUCUUUCAUGUAAUAAAGCCCUCUGCAUUUGAAA